UCCCUCUUAAAUCAGCCAUACUAGAUUGGCGUUUUGUCAUCCCAACAAUGCCGUCGUUAGAUGUAAUCGAAAAGCCUGAAGAAGAGCCUAAACAGGAAGAAGCGACAUUGAGUAAACCAAUAAUUGGCAUUAUUUAUCCACCUCCAGAAGUGCGAAAUAUUGUUGAUAAAACUGCAAGCUUUGUUGCAAGGAAUGGACCAGAAUUUGAAAACAGAAUACGACAAAAUGAGAUUAACAACUCGAAGUUCAACUUCUUAAAUCCAGCUGAUGCUUACCAUGCUUACUAUCAACAUAAAGUCAAGGAGUUUAGAGAGGGGAAAGGUCAGGAACCAGCUGUUCCAAAGAUUCUUUUUCAGCAUCAGCGCCCACAAGAACCAGUCAAGAUCCCAGAGGUUUUUGUUCCAAAGGACCCCCCUCCAGAAUUUGAGUUUGUUGCUGAUCCUCCAUCAAUUUCAGCAUAUGAACUGGAUGUUGUAAAAUUGACUGCCCAGUUUGUGGCACGAAAUGGUCGCCAGUUCCUAACAACAGUGAUGCAGCGUGAACAGCGUAAUUAUCUGUUUGACUUCUUGCGGCCUCAGCACAGCUUGUUCAGUUACUUCACAAAAUUAGUGGAACAGUACACUAAGAUUUUGAUUCCACCCAAAAAUCUGAAGGAAAGUCUUGGGAAGGAGUCACAGGGGUACAAAGAGAUACUUGAGCAAGUGCGUUACCGUGUGGAGUGGUUGAAAUUUCAAGAAAGGGAAAGGAAGAAGGAGGAAGAUGCACUUGAGAAAGAAAGAGUGGCUUAUGCGCAGAUUGACUGGCAUGACUUUGUUGUGGUAGAAACAGUAGACUUCCAGCCUAAUGAGUCGGGUAACUUGCCUCCACCUACCACCCCGAGUGAAGUAGGAGCACGUAUCUUGACACAGGAAAGAUAUGAGAAGGGGGAGAUUGCUAUGGACGAUGCAGUGGAGAUGGAGGUGGAGUCUGAUGAGGAAGAAGAGGAGGAUGAAGGUGGAAGAGAUGAGGGUCAUAUGCUGCCUUCAUUACCUCCACCACCUAAACAUGCACCUCAUUCUGAUGAUGUAGAGCCUCAGGAUAUGGAAGAAGACUCUGAUGAAGAAGAUGACAGGCCUCAGGUAGUUUCAUCUCGGCCAAAAGUAGCUCAGGCACCUGCCCCUCCACCCCCACCACCACCUCCACCUACUGAGGCUCCACCUCUCCCACCCACUCCUGACCAAGUGAUUAUCCGAAGAGACUACAAUCCUAAAGCAAGAACUGUACCACAGGAAGAGGCACCAGAUAUGUACAUGAUCUCCCCAAUCACAAAAGAAAAGAUUCCAACAAGCAAAGUGCAGGAUCAUAUGAGGAUUGGGCUACUUGAUCCAAAGUGGAUGGAGGAUCGCCAGCGCAGCAUGGCUGAAAAACAGGAACAGGAGGAAGUAAUAGCUGCUGGUUCUGAUAUUGACAUAAGUCUGAGACAGCUGGCUGAACGACGUACAGACAUCUUUGGUGUGGGCACUGAAGAGACACAGAUUGGUAAAAAGAUUGGUGAAGAAGACAAGAAAGCAACCAAGGUGGUGUGGGAUGGUCAUACUGCUUCCAUGGAAAAGGUGUCACAACGAGCUCGUGAGAACAUAUCAAUUGAGGAACAGAUUGCAACCAUUCAUAAAACCAAGGGUCUUGUACCAGAUGAAGAGAAAGAGAAAAUAGGGCCAGCAAUGCCUAAGGGUCCACCAGUUCCACUUCCACCUCCUCCUCCAGUAACUACUGCUCCUGCACCUCCCCCACCUGUCACCAGACCAGUUCCACCUCCUCCUGCACCUCCAGUGUCUCGCCCUCCACCUCCUCCCAUGCAGGCAAUGGCACGUCCAGUUGGCAUGCCACAAGGGCUGAUCAUGAUGCCUGGACCAGCACCAAUGCACCCUAUGGGAAUGAACCCCAUGAUGGGAAUGCAACCGCCCAUGCCUCCUGUUCAGCCUCCUUUGGGGAUGCGUCCUGGGCCCCCGGGUGUCAUUGGUCACCAGCCUCCAGUGGCUCCAGCUCAGCCACCACCACCCAGUGAGGAACCGCCUAGCAAAAAACAAAAAACAGAAGACAAUCUUAUCCCAGAAGAUGUCUUUCUUCAAAAGAAUAAGGGCCCUGUUACAGUUAAAGUGGUUAUACCCAAUGUGGUGGACAAACCUGAAUGGAAGCUUAAUGGUCAAACUCUGGAAUACACUCUUCCUCUUACUGAUACCAUCUCCGUGCUGAAGGCCAAGCUCAAUGAAUCUCUGGGCAUGCCUGCUGGUAAACAGAAAUUGCAGUAUGAGGGUAUUUUUGUUAAGGACUCCAACACACUUGCAUUUUACAACUUUGUCAACGGCGCAUCUGUGCAGCUGCAAAUGAAGGAGAGAGGUGGACGAAAGAAAUAAAAUGGCCUGAACUUGUGAAUUUGUGUACAGACAUAGUGAAGAAAAUGAGUACCUGCAUUAUUCAGACAAAGGAAGAUUCAUGCUGAGAUCAUGUGGCCAUGCUUAUGUUUGAGCCAAAGUCAGAUUGUGUAAGGUACUUUCUAAGUUGGAUUAUAAAGUUUUAGUAAUGAAGAAUUUAAAAUUCAAAAUUAAUUCAAACUGCAUUAAAAGAAUUUCCAGAAAAUAAA
Molecule: messenger RNA, 2620 nt
Organism: Pomacea canaliculata
Lineage: Eukaryota; Metazoa; Mollusca; Gastropoda; Architaenioglossa; Ampullariidae
Product: splicing factor 3A subunit 1-like
Exons: 19
Coding region: 48-2393 (781 amino acids)
Biological process (GO): mRNA cis splicing, via spliceosome; regulation of alternative mRNA splicing, via spliceosome
Cellular component (GO): U2-type prespliceosome; U2 snRNP; catalytic step 2 spliceosome
Molecular function (GO): protein binding; RNA binding
Source: RefSeq, a predicted model, not a curated record